AUGGCGCAAAUCAACAGCGACGAGACUCACAAAUCGCCCGAAUUCCAGCUUGCAGCAGUGAUCGGAGAAUACGGUGGCGAGCCCUCCAUACACGAAACAAGCCCCGAGAAAGAUGACACUAUUGAGAGCACCCAUAUUGUCGCAAACAGCAUUAACUUCCUCACUUAUGAUCUCGCUACCAAGGCUCUUGUCCCGGUGGUAAAGCCGUCAUGGGUGCAUAACUCAUUGGCGAAACGGAAACUAGCCAAUCCACGCCAACACAGCCCUGAUCCGCGCCUUUUCCUCAGCGAUGUGGUCGUGGCCUGCGGCGAUAUUCCGGAGGGCGACAAGGACGCGAUUAUUGGUGGGGUGCUGGCCAAAGGUGGAUUGUACAGCCCUCGGCUUACUGGCAUGGUCACCCACCUGGUGGAUUUGACAGUGGAAUCGGAUAAGGCGCGACUGGUACAAACCAAGAAAUUGCGCGUGAAGAUUGUGCUGCCACAUUGGUUCGAUGACUGUCUGAAACUCGGUCAACGCAUCGAUGAACGCCCAUACACACUUCCAGACCCUGAGGUAUUGCGAGCAGGUCCCGAAGUUCCCAUCCGUUCAAAUGAGAACAAGGGGUUGGCGGGCGCAUCCACCCCUGAGCCCUCCAUAAUGCUCACACCCGCCAGUAUUUCGCAUCCCACGGACAAGUCGAGUGUUUUUGCAGGCAAAUCUGUCAUGCUCUCACCAGAUUUGGGCAUUGGUUCACAUCUCCUAGAAUCUAUUGAAGCCGUGCUCAACCGAGGUGGUGCCACAGUCACAUCCAAGGUUGAUGAUGCAGACUGGUUGGUCUGCCGAUUCCGCGAGGGUUUUGUGUAUAGGACCGCGUCGCGCUUGGACAAGGUCGUCGGAAACCUCGCCUGGCUUUACCAUCUAAUAACCUUUAACACUUGGACUCGGCCUUUGAAUAGACUACUGCACUAUCCAGUUUCGCGCACGCCGAUUCCUGGCUUUGAGGGGCUGAAAAUCAGUCUUUCCAACUAUGUCGGCGAAGCGAGAAUUUACCUUGAGAACCUGAUUACAGCAGCGGGUGCUGAAUGCACCAAAACGUUGAAGCAAGAGAAUACGCACCUGAUCACCGCCCAUGGAACCAGUGAAAAAUGCAGCGCGGCGCGAGAAUGGGGCCUCCAGGUCGUAAACCAUUUGUGGUUGGAAGACAGCUACGCGGCAUGGAAGCUGCGGCCGGUCUCUGAUCCCCGCUACAACCACUUUCCGCCUCGGACGAACCUGGGCGAUGUUGCUGGCCAGAAGAUGCUGGAUCAUGACGUCCUCGAGCAAAACUUCUUCUCCCCUGAAGACAUGGAGCCUCCAAGCCCUCCCUGUGCCAUGCGAGUGAAAGACCAAAACACAGCUUCAAUGCAGCCUCCCGCCGAGAAGCCCCCCAAGGAGAGCGACAAGGUCUGUGAAACCGCUCACGGCACCCCCCAACCGAAAGGGAAGACCUCCCGCCAACCGUCCGAUCACAAGAAGGCGCAAACCCCUGUGCGGUCCCGCCUGAUUCCCGAUGACAAGGAAAAUGAGACACCCUCCUCGACUAGCAGCCGCAAGUCUAAGGAUGCAGCAGCCGCACGGCUCCAUGAAAUCGCCCCAGACAUCGCUCUAUACGAAAAGGAGAUGAAGCGCGUUGGGGGUGUCAUCUACGGGGGACGACGAAAGUCUGACGAGGACCGUGUUCCUGAGAACCCCAAAAAGCGCCGUUCAGCCGAGCCACAGGAGGAGAGCGACAGCGAGCAAGCGACUGAUGCAAAGCGGCAGAAGAAGUCUCGACCGCCAAUUUCGAUGCACUUGCUGAUUACUGGCUACCAAAAGUGGGUUGGAAAGGGGAAUGAGAAGAAAGAGGAUGCAGACAAGCGCCAUCUCCGAGAUCUCGGCAUUAUGGUGGUCCAAGAUGCCCGCCGAUGCACCCACCUGGCUGCGCCUUCCAUUCUGCGUACCACCAAGUUCGUUAAUGCAUUGGCCUAUGCGCCAGUGAUUAUGAGCACCGAUUUUGUCGCCAACUGCCUAAAGAAGGAUGAGUUGCUCAACCCCAAGGACUUCCCGCUGGUGGACAAGGCCGCGGAGUCGAAGUUCCACUUUUCUCUCGCCAAGUCCUCAGAGAGGGCGAAGAAAAACAAGAACAGGCUUUUGCGCGGCUUCCGCAUCUACUGCGUGGAAGAUAUUCGCGGCGGCUUCGACGCGUUCAAGUCGAUUGUAGAGGCCAAUGGCGGAGAGUGUAUGCUUUUCCGGGGCCGCCUUGGCCUGGCUAACAAUUCUCGACGCGAAGAGAGCGACGACGACGAUGACAUGCAAGAUUACGAGGGCGGGCGCCACGAGGCCUUCCUUCUCAGCAGUGCUGAGCGCAAGCAUGCCCGACUCUGGCCUCGGUUCUGCCAGGUAGCUGGCGACAUUAAGCGGACCCCCCGCAUUGUGCGCGUCGACUGGCUGCUCGACAUGGCCAUGUCGCAGGAGCUGCGAUCGGCGGAUGAGUACGAGCUGAAUGAGGGCAUGAUCGAGGAUGCGGACGAGUAG
Molecule: messenger RNA, 2532 nt
Organism: Penicillium canariense
Lineage: Eukaryota; Fungi; Ascomycota; Eurotiomycetes; Eurotiales; Aspergillaceae
Exons: 3
Coding region: 1-2532 (843 amino acids)
Biological process (GO): DNA double-strand break attachment to nuclear envelope; double-strand break repair
Cellular component (GO): nucleus; Cul8-RING ubiquitin ligase complex
Source: RefSeq, a predicted model, not a curated record